This is a messenger RNA of Exaiptasia diaphana, 4231 nucleotides long. RefSeq names its product unconventional myosin-Id. Bases 41 to 3073 code for a protein of 1010 amino acids. Gene Ontology annotation, molecular function: microfilament motor activity; actin filament binding; ATP binding. NCBI's taxonomy places the organism in Eukaryota, Metazoa, Cnidaria, Anthozoa, Actiniaria, Aiptasiidae. Gene Ontology annotation, cellular component: plasma membrane; microvillus; myosin complex. The transcript has 24 exons. The record is from RefSeq and is a predicted model, not a curated record. Gene Ontology annotation, biological process: actin filament organization; vesicle transport along actin filament.
CUCGCGGUCUUUAUCCGAUAUUCGCAGUCUAAUCAAAAUCAUGGCGGAGCAGGAGAGCUUGGAAUAUGGCAAAGGAGAUUUUGUCCUUCUGGACGAAGUCACGAAGCCAGCUUUUAUGGAAAAUCUCCAGGUUCGCUUUACUAAAGAGAAAAUUUAUACUUUCAUUGGUGAAGUGGUUGUAUCGGUGAACCCUUACAAGACCCUAGAUAUAUAUGGUCCGGAUUAUGUGAAGGAAUAUCAAAAAARCGAGAUUUAUGAAAACCCACCGCACAUAUUUGCCUUGGCAAACGCUGCCUACAGAACGAUGAAGAGGAACUCACAAGAUAGCUGUAUUAUUAUAUCUGGGGAGAGCGGUUCAGGAAAAACAGAGGCAUCUAAGAUUAUCAUGAACUUUAUUGCUGCAAUAACUAAUGUAUCAAAACAGAAAGAAAUUGAAAGAGUCAAAGAUGUUCUCCUCAAGUCGAAUGUUAUUCUUGAAAGCUUCGGCAACGCCAGGACAAACCGUAAUGACAAUUCAAGUCGCUUUGGUAAAUACAUGGAUAUAGACUUUGACUUCAAGGGAGACCCUAUUGGUGGCCAUAUCUUUAACUAUCUCCUUGAAAAGUCCAGAGUAACAAAACAACAAGAAGGAGAAAGAAAUUUCCAUUCAUUCUAUCAGCUUUUAGAUGGUUCUCCUGAAUCAGCGUUAACAGAAUAUUGCCUUGAUAAAGAUCCAAUGCAAUAUUACUACACCAAACAAGGAAAACUGCCAAAGCUUUCUUCAAUGAACGACGCCAAGCAAUACAAAAUCAACAGUGAUGCCAUGAAAGCGGUUGGAUUUUCACCAGAAGAACAAAAAACAAUAUGGAAACUUCUCGCUGCUAUUCUACACUUGGGGAAUCUUGAAUUUGACAUGGAAGAAGACGAUUCAGUUGUCAUUGUCAACAGAGAGAAGGUGAGAAUCAUUGCUAGUCUACUCGGGACAAAGCCAUCAGCCGUGGAAAAGAGCCUUUGCUACAGAGUAGUGGCUGCYAAGGGUGAAGUUAUGGAAAAAGCUCACAAUAAAGAAGAAGUUGUUCAUGGACGGGAUGCCCUUGCAAAGGCAAUUUAUGAUCGUUUGUUCACGUGGAUUGUUGGUCGCAUUAAUGACAUCAUUGAGAUUCGCAACAAGCGYGAACAUGGCAAGUGCACGGUUAUCGGCGUCUUGGAUAUCUAUGGCUUCGAGAUCUUCGGUACUAACAGUUUUGAACAGCUCAACAUCAACUAUUGUAACGAAAAACUGCAGCAGCUAUUUAUCGAGCUCGUGCUGAAGGAAGAGCAGGAGGAAUAUCGAAGGGAAGGAAUAGAAUGGGAAGAGGUUGAGUAUUUUAACAACAAGAUCAUCUGUGAUUUAAUUGAACAAAACCAUCAUGGUAUCAUUGCUAUUAUGGACGAAGGAUGCCUCAACAUUGGCAAAGUCACCGAUGAGAUGCUGCUACAAACAAUGGACCAAAAGCUUGGUAAACACCACCACUACAAAAGCAGACUUACCAACCCUUCCGACAAAAGUAUGGAGUUCCAUCGAGACUUUGCUAUCAAACACUUUGCUGGGGAUGUGAUUUACUCUGUAGAGGGAUUUUUGGAGAAGAAUAAAGACACGUUGUAUCAAGACUUCAAACGUCUGCUGUACAACAGCUCACAUAAGACGCUUACAGAAAUGUGGCCCGAAGGCCAAGAAGACAUCACAGUUGUAACUCAACGACCCCAAACAGCGGGAACUUUGUUCAAAAACUCAAUGCUGGCCCUAGUAGAAAAACUGAAAUCAAAGAGACCUUUCUAUGUUCGCUGCAUCAAACCGAACGACAUCAAAUCCCCUGCUGUUCUUGACGACGACAUUGUUGAGAGGCAGGUGGAUUAUCUUGGUUUACUGGAAAACGUCCGCGUUCGACGUGCGGGAUAUGCAUUUAGGACACCGUACAGUCGAUUCCUUGCUAGAUACAAAGUUAAUACCAUGGAGACAUGGCCAAACUACAAUGGCUCAGACAGGGAUGGAGUCCAGGCCAUCAUCGAUGAAAUGGGAUUCUCUGAUGAUGUCAAAUAYGGCAAGACCAAGAUCUUCAUCAGAAGUCCUCAGACCAUCUUUGCCUUAGAGAAACAGAGAGCUGAGAAAAUCCCUCCAUUGGUGCUUUUCCUUCAAAGGUGCUGGCGCGGUGGCUUGGCACGUGRUAGGGUACGAAAGAUGCGAUCUAUGUAUAAGAUUAUGAACUGCUUCCGGGCCCACCGACAACGUACUUACAUAAAAGAGUUGGGUAUCAGAUACAGGGAUUGCAAAGACAGAAACGAUUUUGGAAGAAGCCUCGAAUGGAUUGUUGCACCUUCAGUUGUCGGCAAGUUCGGAGAGUACGCUAAGAAUGUCUACGAAAGGUGGUGGGCGUACAAACUAAUCUCUAAGAUACCAGAAGACCAAAUGAAAGAAAUGAGGCUGAAAUGCAUUGCCUAUGAAUGCUUGCAGAAGCAGCGUAAAUCCUGGGGACUACGUUCAACAUGGGUGGGUGACUAUCUGUCAAAGUCCGAUGAAGACAGUAAUGUUGACUUGUAUCACAAAGUCCUUCCGACCCAGAAAACAGUCGUUCAUUUCUCAUCUUUUGCAAAGAAGGUAAACAAGCACAACAAGUUUGCGAACAGAAUUAUUGCCUUAACAGAUGAUUACAUCAUCAAGAUGGACGCCAGCUCAAAAUACAAAGUGAUGAGGAAAAUCCCACUAAACAGGAUCACAGGAUUGGCUAUUUCUCCUUACAAAGAUCAACUGAUCAUCGUCAAAUUACCCGAUGGUGACCUCGUAGUAUGUCUACACAGCAAAAAGAAGGCAAACCGAGUUGUUGAAUUGAUGGCCAACAUUUACCUCCAGGCAUUCAAAUUAACCGGCAAACAUCUUCCCAUCACAAUAUCAGAUGAGCUCACUUGUACUCUGGGCAAAGCAAACAAAACMGUUUCUGUACAAAGUGCRCCUAAAGACUCAAAGGCACAAUUCAGAACAAAUGGAAAAGACGGAUUAGUGUUAGUAUGGCCAAAGUCAGGCAGCAAAAGUACGAAGAACUCAAAGAAGAACAAAUAGAAGCAAAAAAAACCCAUCUCAUUUAGCCUAGCCAUUAAUCAGUUUGCCUUCGCGRCAAAGUAGACAUAAAAAGCUAAGUGUAACCUGCGUACGUAAUUUCCGCAAUCCGCAAUUGGUGCUUUCAAGAUUCAUAAUGGAUUCAAGUAAAAAACACUUGAUUUUAUUCUAGAGAUCAAAUGCGCAUUACGUCGGUUUGYACAUUUUUUUCUAGCCAAGCCUACGUCAUUAAAAACUUUAAUCUGUGUUGAAGUAAAGCGGAUUGCGAAGUCUUCUUCGCAACAGUUAUUGGUUUUGGUCCCAGGUCCUCACCGUGAGGGCUCAGUUCCAGAUCCUCGCCUGUAACGGCUGUGUUGAGUGGUGACGGCUUGAGACCGACACUAGUAACGAUUUUGAAGUAUACUAUGCCAAAUCAAUUGUAAGAGCUACCUAUGUUUAUAUAUCGUCCGCCCGUCAUCCAUUCAAAGCCUGUCUUUUUAGUAAUGGAGACUGAAGUUUAACGGUGACAUUAAUUAAACUCCUUCAGAAUCAUACCAUUACUAUAUAGUAUCUUAGCUUGAUGGCACAAUCACUUAACGAAGACCGAUCACCUUUUGAAAAAAACUCCAUCAAUGUAGCUGAUGAUUUAGUCUUCAUUACUAAUGAAAGAGUUUUUUGAGGGARCAUGGCGGAUGGUGCUUCACUAUGACAGAAAUCUCAAACGUUUCGAAUUCUUCCCGCAUUUAUUUUCAAAUUUCUCGCCAAUGUCAYAUGGACUACUCGCCACACCUCACCGCGGAGAUUUAMAUAAAUUUAAGAAUAAUAAUUUUAGUGAAAUUAUUUAUAAAACUAGUUUGUAAUAAUAAUGCACAUAACUAUCAGUCAUAGAAGGUUUUGGAUGGUUAAARUCGAGUUUUCCCGCUGCUUGGUAGAGAAACUCACCUAUACGCUUUAGUACUCUGACAUCCCGCCAUCUUGAAAAAAAGUACGCUUUGCAUGUCGGGAAGAGUUCGAUAGUCAGUUAUUAAACAUUUGAUCAUAUCUCGAACAGAAAGUUAAUCAGAAAAGAUUCGAUGAUCUACCUAAACAAAGCAUGUGAAAACGGUGCUUUAUACAAAUCCUUCAUUAUUUUUGUAUUUCAUACACAUUUUUGAUAAAAUAAAAUAUAAAUAUGAACACUCA